This is a messenger RNA of Recurvomyces mirabilis, 345 nucleotides long. RefSeq lists its product as uncharacterized. Bases 1 to 345 code for a protein of 114 amino acids. The record is from RefSeq and is a predicted model, not a curated record. Lineage: Eukaryota; Fungi; Ascomycota; Dothideomycetes; Mycosphaerellales; Teratosphaeriaceae. The transcript has 2 exons.
AUGGCAGGCAAAAAAGUCAAGGAACAAGGCUGCAAAAACGGCAAAACGUCCCAGGCUAUCUCGACGACAGCGGAAGACCCAGCCGAGUUUACUGCUCAAGAGCUUGCCGAUGGCGAACUUCUCUUGCAAGCGAUUAUAGCCGCAGAAUCCGACAACGAGAAGCCUGAAAGUGGAGGGUCUGAGGACAAGGAUAUCGUUUACGACAUGCCAUAUAUCCUCGCUCACAUGGAUCAGAAAUUUCACCACAUCGGCGACGGUCGGUACAAGCGCGGUCCCAAGCCGAGGCAGGACGGUGAGGGAAGGAAGGACAAGGAGGCGGGGACCGCAGGCGGUAGCAGGGGGUGA